Crotalus tigris (Tiger rattlesnake) is the source of this 947-nucleotide messenger RNA. RefSeq lists its product as uncharacterized. The transcript has a single exon. Gene Ontology annotation, biological process: mRNA splicing, via spliceosome. Gene Ontology annotation, cellular component: nuclear speck. Gene Ontology annotation, molecular function: mRNA binding. Bases 339 to 947 code for a protein of 202 amino acids. NCBI's taxonomy places the organism in Eukaryota, Metazoa, Chordata, Lepidosauria, Squamata, Viperidae. The record is from RefSeq and is a predicted model, not a curated record.
UAUUUUAUUUUUGCUGACUUGAAAUUUCAGAUCAGGAUUUAAAAUUUUAGAAAUUUCAUAGGAGACUCUCGGAUUGAAUGCUAAGUAGACUAAUGGAUAAUGGGAUUAGCCUUCAUUGCAGUUCUAGAAAAGAUAUUGGGAAAGCAUAGAGGAAGGAAAACAUUAUACAUUGCCCAUCAGGUCACAAGAGGCAGAAGGACUGUUGCCGGAGGGGGGCCGCGUCACUUUCGCGGGCGCCAUUUUGUGGGUCCACGUCGUCUGGCUUCUUUCCUUCUCUCCGGGCCUCCUCGGGACAGGCGGGCCCGGUGCAGCCGGGCGUGGAGGUGUUCGUGGACGGCAUGCCCGGGGGGGCAUCGUGGGUGGAGCUGCGUGACCUUUUCGAGGCGGCCGUGCCGGGCGUGGUGGUGAAGGUGGCCCUCAUGAAGCAGUUCGCCUUCAUCCACCUGUGCGACGAGGCGGUGGCCGAGCACGCCAUCCAGAAGCUCAAUGGGCACCUCCUGCACUGCCACCGCGUGGUCGUGGAGUUCUCCCGCCCGAGGCCCACCCACACCGUCAAGACCUUCGUGGGCAAUAUCUCGGCCGCAUGCACCAGCGGUGAGCUGCGCGUCCUCUUCCAGGAGUUUGGGCCCGUCAUCGAGUGCCACAUCAUGAAAGGAGUGGGAGAAGCGAGCUUGUGGCCUAGAAAUCUACUCUGUACAUGCUCAGAGGUGUUAUUACAUUCUCCAUUCCCGGCUGCGAUCCCAGCAAUUGAAACCAACUCAGCUUUAAGGAGCCCCAGUUUGACUAGCCGUCCCGCCGUGGCUGGGUUGACUUUACACAAUUGUUGGAUGUCCAGAGAAGCCAUUUAUGAGCUGCAUGAGAGGUACUUGGAGAAGUUGACCCAGCUCUUUGAGGAGCAUAAGGCCAAGUACGGUCUGCCCCAAGACAAGUACCUAAUGAUCACCUAG